Molecule: messenger RNA, 576 nt
Organism: Pelobates cultripes (western spadefoot toad)
Lineage: Eukaryota; Metazoa; Chordata; Amphibia; Anura; Pelobatidae
Source: the annotation of a GenBank genome assembly
AUGGAACGCAAACAAUGGCCUAAUGAAACCCUCCUAGAGCAUAUGUGGUCCCCACCAGCUAAACGGGGGAAGGCACGUACACUCUUCUCAACAACGAAACUGACCAUACACAUAUGGGAUAAGUUCAAGGCACUUCAAACUAAGACUUCCAGAUUCCAUAGACUGGCUCCACUAACCGCCAUGUCCGCAGUGUUACCAUGGCUCCCACUAUCCACAUGGGCGAAAGCGGGCAUCACUAGUGUCUCCCAACUACUCUCUGGUACGGAAAUCACUCCUUUUGCUGAACUCCAACAGAAGUACAGUCUAGCCCCUAGAUACAUAUUCCCUUACCUCCAAAUUAAAAGUGCAUUAUUGGAGCAUGUCGAUAGGACCAUAGAGGGCAAGGCUGGAGAACCAAAUCAGCAAUGCGACCUGCUUAUGACAUGUUGGAAAUACCCCCUUAGGCCUAAAUUGCUCUCAAAGUGCUACAUAGUAUUGGUUUUAACAUUGCUGUGUCUGUAUAGGAGUGGGAGCCUCAUGGGUCAUAUUGUGAAAGUGGUUAUUGGUUUACUGCUAUGCCACUCACACCAACUCUGA